This is a messenger RNA of Nematostella vectensis (starlet sea anemone), 807 nucleotides long. RefSeq names its product GFP-like non-fluorescent chromoprotein. The record is from RefSeq and is a predicted model, not a curated record. Lineage: Eukaryota; Metazoa; Cnidaria; Anthozoa; Actiniaria; Edwardsiidae. The transcript has 4 exons. Gene Ontology annotation, biological process: bioluminescence. Bases 1 to 621 code for a protein of 206 amino acids.
AUGAAGCUCCACUUUAAACUGGAAGGGUCCGUCAACGGACAUUGUUUCGAGAUCCAAGGAGAAGGGGAAGGAAAACCAUUCGAGGGAGAGCAGUGGGCUAAGCACUGCGUGGUGAAGGGGAAGCAUCUACCGUUCUCCUUAGACAUCAUCAUGCCGAACAUCACGUUCGCCAAGUACCCAGAUGGCAUGACUGGCUUCUUCAAAGCUGCCGUUGUGAAUGGCGGGCUGAGCUGGGAACGCACCAUGGCUUUCGAGGAUCGAGGCUACUGUACGGCAGUAAACACAUCAGAGUAUGCGAGGGCGGCAAUAUAUGAUCAAUGGCUCAAAAACGGCAGGCUCCAUUAUCACACGACUUUCCACGGAAUCAACCUCAACCCGGAGAAACCCUUAAUGCAGAAGAGGACGAUGGGGUGGUUACCAAGCGUGGAGACGAACAUUCCACGGGGAGACACUCUCGUCGGUGACAUCAACAUGCUCCUUAAAGUCAACGACGGCUCUUUUUUGCGCGUCAAAUUUGAGACGGUCUACAGGUUCAUGAAGCCCGUGCCUGCGGGAUUCAAGAUGCCACCGCACCACUUCAUGGCCUACAGACUGACAAGGGUUGACAACGACGAGCCGUGACACUGUGAUUCAGCACGAGUAGCCUACAGACUGCAAGGGUUGACAACGACGAGCCGUGAUACUGUGAUUCAGCACGAGUAGCCUACAGACUGACAAGGGUUGACAACGACGAGCACUGUGACACUGUGAUUCAGCACGAGUGGCCUACAGACUGACAAGGGUUGACAACGACGAGCCGUGACACUG